Messenger RNA from Metarhizium album ARSEF 1941, 387 nucleotides. RefSeq names its product transcription factor TFIID complex subunit Taf111. The record is from RefSeq and is a predicted model, not a curated record. The transcript has a single exon. Lineage: Eukaryota; Fungi; Ascomycota; Sordariomycetes; Hypocreales; Clavicipitaceae. Bases 1 to 387 code for a protein of 128 amino acids.
AUGAAGUCAUCGGACCGCGAGGCCGUCGGGAGAGAAAAGCAGCGCCAGGUCGAGCAGAGAGCUGCCGCGCGGCAGGCGAGACGAGACGCAGCCGCCGCGGAAAAGCUGAAAGCCCAACAAGAGCACAAGCAGAAAAAGCUGGACGACGCCCGUCGGCGGGACGAGGCAAGACUGCAGAAAGAAGAAGAGAAGAGAGCAAGGCAGAGGCUUCGAGAAGAGCUUCUCGCCGAGAAGAACCGCCAGGCAGAGGAGCGGCGGCGCGCAGCGCGCCAAGCCAGAGAAGAGAGGCGCAGGCUCCGUCUCGAGCGCGACGAGGAGACGCAGAGGAAGAGGGAGGAAAAGGCGAAAGCUCGCCCCGAGUUCUACUAUGGAAGCUGCCGGCCGUGA